AUGGUGAGUCCGUUGGCUCUUUUCGUCGGAUUAGCAAUCCUAAUAGGUCCUCUGGGUAUAAUGGUAGAUGGGUUGGGAGUUAACUGGGGGACAAUGGCCACACACAAGCUGCCACCAAAGACAGUGGUUAAGAUGCUCAAGGACAAUAACAUCAACAAGGUCAAGCUUUUCGAUGCUGACGAGACCACCAUGGGUGCACUUGCCGGUUCUGGUCUUGAAGUGAUGGUUGCUAUCCCCAAUGAUCAGCUAAACGUCAUGGGAAGUUAUGACCGAGCCAAGGACUGGGUUCGCAAGAACGUCACUCGUUAUAACUUCAGUGGUGGUGUCAAUAUCACGUUUGUAGCAGUUGGGAACGAGCCAUUCCUCAAAUCAUACAACGGAACAUUCAUAAACCUCACAUUCCCUGCGCUUCAAAACAUCCAAAACGCUUUAAACGAAGCUGGACUAGGGAACUCUGGACAAUGUGACUUCCCUAUUCAGAUUGUUGCUUCUUCCUCUGCUUUUGUCUCUUCUUCUUUGGUUUGGUUGGUCUCUGGAGUUUUGUUUGCCUUCUUCAUGUUUUGA
Molecule: messenger RNA, 564 nt
Organism: Eruca vesicaria subsp. sativa (arugula)
Lineage: Eukaryota; Viridiplantae; Streptophyta; Magnoliopsida; Brassicales; Brassicaceae
Source: the annotation of a GenBank genome assembly